GUUAAGUUUGUAAUUUGUAAACUAAAAUAUAACCUCAAAAUUAUAAAAUAUUAGGCAUUUAAGUACGAUAGAAAAGGUUUGAAAUAAAAAAUUAACAAUAUGAAUAGAUACUUAUCAAGAAUUGUUAUAAAUAUACUUCAAAAUUCAACUCAAAAAAGCUUCCUGUGUACAAAUUCGUCGUUAAAAGUAAUGGCUCCGGUUAGCCUCUUAGCUAAUAAGAAAAGCGAGAUUUUCUAUAACAAAACAAAUAAAAUUCAACAUAAGAGCUAUUCUUUCGAUGCAGCACAACCUGCUUUAGCAUUAGAAAACGCAUCUAUGCCUUUAAAAAAGAAAAAUGUUCAUAAAAAGGCUGUGUUAGAGGAAGUGAGUCAGAAAGAGGGACAUUUUCUUACACUAGCUUAUGCAACAGCUAAUUCAUAUGACUUAAAAGGUCUAAAGGAAGCUUUGGUACAACAGAAGCUUUAUGAACCUGGAACACUGAAGGCACAAGAAGUUGGGGAUGUUGUUGUUGCUAAUGCUGUUUACACAAUAGGAGAUGAGCCAAGACAGAUUAUAUUCUUCAAAGAGGGAGCAGUUGUCUUCUGGAACUGCACAGAGCUGGAGGCCCAAAAUGUGCUGGAUUUUAUAAAACCGUUUGAAAUAGAGAGCUACCCGAGGGAAGUAGUGAACAGGGAGAGAGAAGUGAUGACCUACUUUUAUCAGACAAGUGCAAAGAGCUGUCACCUACUAGAAUCAUGUUUUGUGCUGGUUCCUCACGAUGAAAACUCUUUGGAGAAGUACACUUUCAGUCACGCUAUGGCCCAGUCAGCACGGCUGGGGGCGUGGGAAGCGCGGCUAGAGACUCUGGGUGCGGCUGUGAGGUCACACACAGUCCUCAUGGAGAAGGAGGGCGCCGCUAAAGUCGACAAGAAAGAGAUAGUUCGCAAGCUGGGAGAGCUGUUCUCCCUCCGGCAUCGUAUCAACGUGGACUCGGAUCUGUUGGACACGCCCGACUUCUACUGGGAGGAAGAGAAUCUCGAGCGGCUCUACUCCAACACUGUCGCGUACUUCACAAUCCCGCGCCGGACCAGGGUGCUGAACGAGCGGUUGUCCCACUGCGUGGAGCUUCUGGAACUGCUGUCGUCGUGGGCCGCGGACCGACACCACGUGCGCCUGGAGUGGAUGGUGAUCGCUCUCAUCAUGGCCGAGGUCUGCUUCGAGCUGCUGCACUACUUCGAGAGGUAUAGCGGCACAUCGGGCUCAACAUCUUUGCACCCGAAACACAUUCCCGGGAGUCUUUAGGAAGGAGAGGAGGUUGCCGAGAUUUCUGGAGGACUUGGGGUGCCAGGAAUGACAAAUAUAUUACGACACUCGCACAAUACGAGCACACUGCGGAAAUUAGCUUAUUUAUACCAUACCAACGGAUCGAAAGGGAAACAUUUUUUAAUGAAUAUUAUGAUAAAGUUCAUAGAAUUUCUGUAUGAGCUUGUAAUAGAUA
Molecule: messenger RNA, 1477 nt
Organism: Leptidea sinapis
Lineage: Eukaryota; Metazoa; Arthropoda; Insecta; Lepidoptera; Pieridae
Product: required for meiotic nuclear division protein 1 homolog
Exons: 8
Coding region: 100-1281 (393 amino acids)
Biological process (GO): positive regulation of mitochondrial translation
Source: RefSeq, a predicted model, not a curated record